CCGCUUCCUCUUCUUAUACCCUCCUCCUCACCCACCCCUCUCCCGCAGCCUCUCCCCCCAUCGGCGGUCUUCCCGAAGUCGUCUAAACCCUAAUCCCCCAAAUCCCCGACGCAAAACAACACGCAGCGUGCCGGAGCUCUCGAGGAGGAAGCAUGAGUCGCCAUCCCAUCACCAAGUGGGCGCAGAGGUCUGACAGGGUGUUCUUGACGAUCGAGCUGCCAGAUGCCAAGGAUGUGAAGCUGAACUUGAAGCCUGAGGGCCAUUUCAACUUCUCGGCGAAAGGCUCUGAUGACUUGCCCUAUGAGUUGGACCUCGAGCUGUUUGAUGCUGUUAACGUGGAGGAGAGCAAGGCAGCUGUUGCCCCAAGGACCAUAUGCUACCUGAUCAAGAAAGCUGAGAGCAAGUGGUGGCCAAGGCUGCCGAAAAAGGAGGGCAAGCCACCUGUGUUCUUGAAGGUUGACUGGGACAAAUGGCAGGAUGAGGAUGAUGAGGACGUCGGAUUUAAUGACUUUGGUGACAUGGACUUCUCGAAACUGGACAUGGGUGGUGCUGAUGAUGAUGAUAUUGAGGAUGAUGAAGAUGAUGUGGUUGAAAGCGCUAACAACGAUGGUGGUGCUAAGGCAGAGGAGAGCAAGGGGGAGGGAGCAGUUCCAGCAGCCGCCACUGCAGAGGAAGCAAAGCCAUGAAGAAGGAAAUGAGUUCGCUCGGCACCAUCGGUGACCGAGCAUGAUAUCUAGCUAGACUAGAUGCUCCCUUAGAUUUUUGGUGUAAAAUCUGGAGGAUUGGAUUGAUCACUCACUGCAUAUGAAGUAAAGAAAACCAAACAGUCGUGCACUCUGCUGUUGUAGUUUUCGGCUGAACCUUGUGAACUGCUGGUAUAAUAUUUGGUCAGAGCUUAUUUGCAUCCACCAUAGGAGAUGCUUUUCGAUGUUUGUAUGACACGAUAGCUCUGUUUAUUGUA
Molecule: messenger RNA, 961 nt
Organism: Setaria italica (foxtail millet)
Lineage: Eukaryota; Viridiplantae; Streptophyta; Magnoliopsida; Poales; Poaceae
Exons: 6
Coding region: 153-686 (177 amino acids)
Biological process (GO): protein folding; chaperone-mediated protein complex assembly
Cellular component (GO): nucleus; cytosol
Molecular function (GO): Hsp90 protein binding; protein-folding chaperone binding
Source: RefSeq, a predicted model, not a curated record